AUGCCACACGCUCUGGGAAUCCGCCGACAACGCGAAGACUCGUCCUCUUUAGAAAUUGAGGAAUUAGACUCGUAUACCAUGCGACAAAACUCGUACAAUUACUUCCAGCGCCAUCGAUUUGGAUCCGGGCCUUUGCGGACAUCGACGUUCCGCUCGUCUUUGGGAUGUGGUCCGCCUUCUAGAAAGAGACAGCGAACGUUGGCGGAACAGCUGGACGAUCUUUGUCUAGAAGGCACAAAUGAUGAAGGGGUUAGCAGCUCUCUGGAAAAGAGGAGACGUGAUUGGCGUCUAGCGAAGGACCAGGCGAGGGGCGGCACAAGAUUUAUUGAGCUAGAAGGUAUGAACCAACAGGAAAUUUCAUCCAUUGGCAAUAGUAACAGUGACAGCGAUGGGAUGGAUAUCACUGAAGAGACGACAGGAUUGAAAGCUUGCGGAGACGCAGUGAACGGCAUAGAAUUGAGCAGCAUUUUGGCAACAGGAGUAGGAGACCGUCAUAGAACAAUGGAACGAAUGUACCGUCAUUAUGUGACGGUAGCUGCUAAUCCUACGUCCACAGAAAGGAAUCUGCCACAAGGUAAAGAAAUUGUGAUUUUUAAUCCACAAAAGCAAGUUAAGACGCUUUUGCCGGCGUAUUUAUCUAUGACACCGCAUGAUUUUGAAAGAUUAUCGUUUGUCGAGAAACGCCAAUGGAGUCGGUAUAUGAGAGAGCGUGAGCAAUCUACGGUCGUGCAAAAGAAUAAAAUUUUAGCUGGAGAGCAAAUUGAAGCCAAGCCGGUUGAUCCUGAUUUCGAGUCUAGAGCACCCACCUCUGAAGCGAGGAUCAGGUGUUCGUAUCCUGAUAAGAGUGUGGAAUUUGUCGAGGAUGUGGAGAUGAUGGAGAAUGACGUUUCGCUAAAAUGUCCACACGCUGCGGGGGCUUUAACUCACACAAAAUGGUUCAUGGAUAAUGAAGUGUAA
Messenger RNA from Plasmopara halstedii, 957 nucleotides. RefSeq lists its product as uncharacterized. The transcript has a single exon. The record is from RefSeq and is a predicted model, not a curated record. The coding region runs from base 1 to 957 and encodes 318 amino acids. NCBI's taxonomy places the organism in Eukaryota, Oomycota, Peronosporomycetes, Peronosporales, Peronosporaceae.